AGAUAGACAACAUUCACACUCACGUUCACACGUCCUUCUUUGGUGUUUGAGAGCGACGUGAACGGAGGAGGUGUUGUAACAAACAAAGAGGAACCAAGCGAAGAUAAGGGGGAACAAAAUUUUCAUAAAAAGAUUGAAGAACGAAAGCAGGGCAAGAGAUCACAUUUACGAAAAAACCAAGGAAAGAAUGGACAUAUUUUUUCUCUUCUUUGCUUUUCUUAUAGGAGGAUUGAAGGCUGAAACGAUGUCAGUCACAGGAGUGUCUGGGCAGAACAUCACAAUAACAUGCUCUUCCAAAGACAGAGAUGACAAUAAUAAAUAUUUCUGCAAAGAUCCAUGUAUGAAGAACUAUGAUAUCUUAAUAAGUAGCAGUGUUGAUAAAGACAAGUGGGACACCAACAAAUACAGUAUAAGGGAUGAAAAAAGCAUAUUUUAUGUUACAAUCUUUCACCUGAAAAAGGAGGAUUCAGGUACCUACUGGUGUGGCAUUGAUGUCCCUUGGGGGCGGGAUCGACUAGAAAUCGUUGUCAUCACUGUUAAAGAAGCAAUAACACCAGAGAGAGAGCCAACAAAAUUACCUGAACAAGUUCAUCCAAAAACGUCCUCAUCAUCAAUAGUACCAGAAAAAGAGCCAACAAAAUUACCUGGACAAGUUCAUCCAAAAACUUCAUCAUCACUGAUGCCGCUGUUUAUCGGAGCAAGCCUCGCACUGAUCGUACUCGUCUUGGCAGUAGUCAUCCUCAUAUAUUUCCGACACCAAAAAGCCCACAUUUGCACAUCUUCUGGAGUGCCCAAGACCACAAUGAAAGUCACUGAUACCGCUGUUUCCACAGACCAACUAAGAACAGUCACAGCUCAACGCCAGGAUUCCAGCAACUCCAUUGCUGCGUCCUCACUGGUUAAUCCAGACUGUCCUUACUAUUCCACCAUCGGCCACAACAGCCGCAGAGACAACAGCCAUGACCCUUCUCAACCUACAGACGUGACCUACUCCCUUAUUAGGUUCAGUGCCACAGCUGAAUCGCCACUCUACGGCAACUUAUGAAAAGUGGUGAUGCAGUCUCGUUGAAGCCGCGACUGCAUUCCACAAGGACUCAUCAGAUAACGCAGAAUGGCCGCGACAUGAUAAAAUACAGGAACUCAAGUUCUCACCUUUUUUUUUCUUUUUUGUCUCUUCUCUUUUCUCAAGUUCCACUUUCUAAUGCACAGCAACACAGGAGUCACAUCCGUGUCUCAAAAUAUCAUGCAAAUGUUCUCACAUUCAAAAUACCGAGGAUACUGUCAAGCACACACACACACACACCUGGAGAUAGAGAGAAUACAUAUACAUAAAGAAGCCACUAUUUCAUAAUGGAACACAUCUGCAAAAUGCCAGGCGGAAUAGAAAUAACAUUUAGAGUGACCAUCUACACCAUCACUGGUAAUAUUUUUUCUCUUGUUAUACUAUGUAAAAAACAACUGUUUUAGUAAUGUAUUUAUUUGCACUGUUUUCUCAGCUAUGCUUGCAAUAUUUACUGUAACAGACAGCAAAAAAGGCUCUCAGGCGAUCAGCAAAGAGUGAGGAUCAUCAGUGCAGGGGCCAACUGCUGUAUUCAACGAUACGGGAGAUCCUGCUGAUCACCCCAAUGAGGAGAUAACGAUCCGACCCUCGUCUGGUUUGGCUGUGCUCAAGCCUCCAGCAGACCCGGUGCACUAUUCUAGGGUCACUUUCCAUCAGAACUUAGGCAGCAUCUCAACAGAACAAAACCCUGAUAGCAACAGUGAGAACUCCUCUGGCAGUGGAAUUCAGGUUAAUAUGAAUCAAGAUGCAAAUAUUAUUUACUCUACUGUAACAAAUCCUAAGAAGCCAUGACAGCAUGUCAUUUGUUUUGGAGUAUUUUCAAUUGGCCUUGAAUGACUGAAAUGUUCUGGAAUUCAUUUUGACAUGUUUUAAGCAAUUAUUGUAUAUUUUGGGUCUCUAUGGAUUUAUUUUAUUUUUUAAUUUUUGGCACAUUUUAGCUACUUGAUAUUUCUAUCUUUUUUUUUUUUUUUUUACAUUUGUUUUUUUGUAUUGUUGACAAAUACAAUCCAGAAAGUACAAUUAAACACAUGUCAAAUGGCAAA
Molecule: messenger RNA, 2103 nt
Organism: Nerophis ophidion (straightnose pipefish)
Lineage: Eukaryota; Metazoa; Chordata; Actinopteri; Syngnathiformes; Syngnathidae
Product: CMRF35-like molecule 6
Exons: 8
Coding region: 188-1045 (285 amino acids)
Cellular component (GO): plasma membrane
Molecular function (GO): transmembrane signaling receptor activity
Source: RefSeq, a predicted model, not a curated record